This is a messenger RNA of Chara braunii, 1751 nucleotides long. Lineage: Eukaryota; Viridiplantae; Streptophyta; Charophyceae; Charales; Characeae. The record is from the annotation of a GenBank genome assembly.
GGCACUUGUUGCGAAUAGACUUGGCUGGGUGCAUGCGCCGAAAAGACGUGAGGUCGACCUGUGAUGUGCCGCAGCAAGGGCGAUUGCUUGUGAGGCAAGGCUCCUUCCUUCCUUCCUUCCUCUCGGAGUAAGGGCGGGCCACGACAAAGACUGAAAUCAGGAGUUUGCUUGCAAAAAGGUCGAAGCGCAGUUGACCCAGGACCGAAAUCAGAACCAGGACCAAAAUCGGGACCGAAAUCAGGACCAGAACGAAGUCCCGGAUCCUGUAAGAGGCCGUGCUGCAAGGCGGAAAAGAAGGGACUUGAAGCGAGCGGCGGAACAGCAGCUGAUGUCUUCUUCUAUCGCUGGUACGGUACGGUGUGUGACACUUUCAGCGUCACGCACCGCUGAAUUGUCACACGACAUUCAAUCCUGGACAAAGCACUUCCUCAUCGGUGGAGGGAAGGCGACGAACACAUGCAAUGUCGUUGGGAUCGGGGCUCUCUCUGUUGGAAUCGGGGUCGGUACACCGAGGUUCUCAGAGAGUCAUGGCGAAUGCCAUCGCGGGAUGCUGACCAACGGGCCUCUUCGUCCCUGCAAAGCGAAGAAUAAUGUCACGGUCAAGAGGAAGAGAUGGCCUUGUCAGUCGACGGAAGUCCUUCCGGGCUGUGCAUGCUUUGCUCUGCGCCGUUCCUGCUCGUCUUGCGUUACAAGUACCCUUGUGCGGGGUUCGUCGUCAGAUCCGAGUAGCAGCAUGGCUCGAGCCACAUUCCCUGUCCUUCUUCGGACUCCUCUCGCAGACUCUGGUGGAAGUUUUGUCAUUCGAUCCGGGUUGGAAGAUCGAGUUGAUCAUAAGGCUGCAAAGGUUUUACAUCCCCUUCUUUUUGACCGGAGAUUGGCAUUCCAUAGCUGCCGCAUUCGCACGACAAGGCACCAUGGAUCUAGUACCAGGGGAAGCGCCAUUGAACAAGGACCAGGAAUGGAGUCAAGAACCAAACCAGGACCAGCAACUGGACCUAGAACUGGAGACCAAGGUGAUCGUACGCCUCUGAAACUAGUCUUGUACAGCAAACCAGGAUGUUGCCUUUGCGAUGGACUGAAGGAAAAGAUCCAUGCCGCAGCUGCCAUAGCUGGCGUCGAAAACCCCUUGAUGGACAUGGAUCUAGAAGUGAGAGACAUCACAACUAAUCCUGAAUGGGAUCGUUUGUACCAGUAUGAAAUCCCAGUCCUGAAACAGGUUGUGGACGAUGGGUCGGAGGUGUUGAUCCCACGUUUUCCGCCUCGGAUAGGUGUCGACCGCCUGCAGCAGAAGCUGGUGGAGCUGCUGCCGCGCUCAGGAAAAGCAGGAGAGUAACGGAGAGAGGGACAGCUGUCUGAUUACAGUACAUGUUUCUGUUCUUCGAUGGUUAGCUAUUGAGUAAUGAUCGAACUUGAUCCCACGUUUUCCAUCUCGGGUAGGUGUCGACCACCUGCAGCCGAAGCUGGCAGAGCUGUUCUCGAGCUCGGAAAAAAGCAGGAGAGUAAGGGAGAGAGGGACGGCUGUCUGAUUGCAUUACAUGUUCUUUUCUUCCUUGGUUAGCUAUCGAAGCUGGUACAUUUGGGAAGGAGGCAUCAAGACUCCUCCUUUUGGUCAGCUUUGUGGAAAGGCACAGUCGCAGAUGAAAACACCACAGUUUGUGGGUGGUUUCAGAAUACAGAUAUAUUUGUUCCUUUGUAAAUGCUCAGUCAUGCUCUUGUUGCGCAGAAACAUUGUUUUAUGCGCACCUUUGCGA